ACAAGCUCCUCUUUCUCCCUUGACUAAAUGAAACAUCAACUUCCCACCUACGGUGAAAUAAUCACCAUCCUUAGCAUUGAUGGAGGUGGGAUUAGAGGGAUCAUACCAGGAACCAUACUUGCUUUUCUUGAGGCUCAACUUCAGAAACUGGAUGGUGAGGAGGCGAGACUUGCUGACUAUUUUGAUAUCAUUGCUGGGACUAGUACCGGCGGCCUAGUGACUGCCAUGAUAACAGCCCCGAACGAGAAGAAUCGUCCUCUUUUUGCUGCAAAAGAUAUAAAGGACUUUUAUCUUGGACACUGUCCUAAAAUUUUCCCCCAAGACACAUCGCCAUUUGCAGCUGCUGCAAGUUUGAUGAAAACUAUGGCAGGGCCGAAAUAUGAUGGUAAAUAUCUGCAUAAGCUCUUAAGAGAAAAGUUGGGAGAUGCAAGAUUGAGCCAGACACUGACCAACGUUGUGAUCCCAACUUUUGACAUCAAGCAACUCCAGCCAAAAAUCUUCUCCACCUAUGAGCUGAAGAUUAACCCUUGGAAAGAUGCUUUGCUCUCGGAUAUAUGCAUUGGAACCUCCGCAGCUCCAACUUACCUACCAGCUCACUAUUUUAAAACCGAAGAUUCUAAUGGUGUAGCAAAAGAAUUCCAUCUCAUUGAUGGUGCUGUUGCUGCAAACGAUCCGGCUUUAGUUGCUGUAAGCGAAAUGACCAAAGAAAUCGUUCGCAGAGCCCCUAAAUACUUUCCAAUAAAACCAACAGACUAUUCUAAGUUCGUGGUUAUAUCUUUGGGCACUGGUUCAGCCAAAUCGGAAGGGAAGUUUGAUUCAGAGAACUCUGCCAAAUGGGGAAUUUUGGGAUGGUUGAGUAGUGAAAACUCUUCUCCAUUGGUCGAUGUUUUCACCCAAGCAAGCAGCGACAUGGCUGAAUAUCACCUUGCCGCUGUUUUCCAAGCCUUUCAAUCUGAAAAUAGUUAUCUCCGUAUCCAGGACGAUACACUAGAGGGUCCACUUGCAUCUGUGGAUAUUUCUACUAAAGAAAACUUGGAGAAUCUUGUGAAAGUUGGAGAAGAUUUAUUGAAAAAACCAGUUUCAAGGGUGAACUUGGAGACUGGUAAAUUUGAGCCCUGUAACCAGGGAACAAAUGAAGAGGCUCUCAUAAGAUUAGCAGAAGUUCUUUCCAUGGAGAAGCGGCUUCGCGACAUGAGAUCACCUCUUGGAAACUUUGCGAUGAAGGAGAAUAAAGGAUGCGCUCAGAUUAAUAACACAAUGACCUAAUUUAGUUAGUUUUAAACGUAGGUGGUCUCCAAUGCAAAGUCAAGUAUAAUUGCUAGUAGUUAAUGAUGACGAUCUAAGUUGACCGGUAGACGGUUAAUCCCAUACCAAGACCCGCCUUUAUCAAGCCAUUACAUAAGUCGAAAAUGAAGUGUGUCAUUUUCAACUCGUUUGAUCUUCUUGCCUAGAAUGGAAGUGUUUUUGCAGAGGCAAAC
Gossypium raimondii (Peruvian cotton) is the source of this 1478-nucleotide messenger RNA. Its product is annotated as patatin-like protein 2. Gene Ontology annotation, molecular function: monoacylglycerol lipase activity; glycerophospholipase activity. Gene Ontology annotation, biological process: lipid metabolic process. The record is from RefSeq and is a predicted model, not a curated record. Bases 28 to 1266 code for a protein of 412 amino acids. Lineage: Eukaryota; Viridiplantae; Streptophyta; Magnoliopsida; Malvales; Malvaceae. The transcript is spliced from 7 exons.